Brettanomyces bruxellensis is the source of this 933-nucleotide messenger RNA. RefSeq lists its product as uncharacterized. The record is from RefSeq and is a predicted model, not a curated record. Bases 1 to 933 code for a protein of 310 amino acids. NCBI's taxonomy places the organism in Eukaryota, Fungi, Ascomycota, Pichiomycetes, Pichiales, Pichiaceae. The transcript has a single exon.
AUGGAUAGACAUGUAUAUAUUAGGCAAUUGAGAGGUCAUAUCGGGCUGUUUGAUGAGCAAAUUGAGCGGAUAAGCGAAAAGAUAGCAUAUGGACAAAUAGCAUGCGAGUUGAGAUCAAAGCGGAUGUAUUCGACCAAAAAAGGAAGCCAGGAGAACCAUUAUAGAAAUCUCAAUUUGGGGCCGAAUGCAAAAUUGAGGGAAAUUAAAAGAAGUUUCAAGAAACUGAGCAUGAAACUUCACCCGGAUAAAUUGCAGUCGCAAAAGCUGAGUGAGGAAGAUAUGGAGCGCAAGAAGGAGGACUACCUGCGCAUCAAGCGCUCGUACGAAGUUCUCUGUGACCCAGCGGCCAGGCGCGCAUAUGACCGGACGUUGGCAGUGGAGCAGGCGCGCACUGCGCAGCAGGAGGCGGCGCUCCGGGCGCGUGGCGCACCGGGAUACCACUACACGCGGUACGGUGCGCGGAAUUACGAGCGCACCCCAGACUUUAACAGGGAGCGGUACUUCAAGUGGAAUAUGGCGAACGAGCAGCGGAUGCGGGAGCGCAAGAUUACCCAAUGCGGCGAUCUUUUCCACCAUGAUUUGAAUAAUAUUGAUCUUUCGAUGGGUGUGCGCAAGGACCUCCGCCGAUUUUCGCGGCAGUCGGACGAGGAUGCGCGGCGGCGCGAGAUGCGGUUUCUACGGCGGCUGGCGCUAACGGUGGUGGGAUUGAUGGCGUUGUGGGAGCUCACAUUGGGUCAGGCGUGGGAUGCUAAUGGGACAAAGCCGGCGAAAAAUAUUUCAAAGCACAAAAAUAAUUCCAACCAGGAAAGGGCAUAUCGGCAGUACGGAAAUAAUGAGUAUAGCAGUAUGAUUAUUGCAAAUGCAUUAGGGGGUGGAAAAGGGGAGACGCAGAAAAUAGAGUUAAAGGCUGCCGAAAAUGGACAGGGUAGCUAA